This is a messenger RNA of Cucurbita moschata (crookneck pumpkin), 1113 nucleotides long. RefSeq names its product auxin-responsive protein IAA14-like. The transcript has 5 exons. The record is from RefSeq and is a predicted model, not a curated record. Lineage: Eukaryota; Viridiplantae; Streptophyta; Magnoliopsida; Cucurbitales; Cucurbitaceae. Gene Ontology annotation, cellular component: nucleus. Gene Ontology annotation, biological process: regulation of DNA-templated transcription. Bases 117 to 824 code for a protein of 235 amino acids. Gene Ontology annotation, molecular function: protein binding.
CUCAAAUUCGUUCGUCCUGCAAAUAAAAUUCUCGAUCUCGGCGAUUUCAUAAGCAAAAUCAGACGAAUUAUCGCAAAAUUCCGACGAAUUCGAAAGCGAAAAAGAGUAGCAGAGUCAUGGAAUCGGAGCAGAACGAUGAGUACAGAGCGAUCUUGAUCAAUUUCGAGCAGACAGAGCUCCGCCUCGGCUUGCCCGGUGGCGACGGCGGCGACACCAGCGGCGGGAAGAGUAGCUCGGCGGCGAAGAGAGGUUUCAUGGAAACUGUGGAUUUGAAGCUUAAUCUAUCGUCGUCAAUGGCGCCGGAGAAGGAGGAGGCGACGAAUUUGGAAGAGACUAAAAGCUCUUCGCAACGGCCUAACGAUUUCGCUAAGCCUCCUUCCAAAGCACAAGUAGUCGGUUGGCCGCCGGUUCGAUCAUCAAGGAAGAAUUUGGGGGCGCAGAGGACCGGUGGGGAAGACGGCGGCGGGGGCGGCGGCGCGUUCGUGAAAGUUAGCAUGGACGGCGCUCCUUAUUUACGGAAGGUGGACUUGAAGCUAUAUGGUAGCUACAAAGACCUUUCCCACGCGCUUGCCAAAAUGUUUAGCUCUUUCACCGUUGGAGGAACGUGCGAGUCGGAAGGAAUGAAGGAUUUCAUGAACGAAAGAAAAUUAGUAGACCUUUUGAACGGUUCAGAAUACGUACCGACUUAUGAAGACAAAGAUGGAGAUUGGAUGCUCGUCGGCGAUGUACCAUGGGAGAUGUUUGUCGAUUCAUGCAAACGUUUACGGAUCAUGAAAGAGUCUGAAGCGAUUGGACUCGGUAAGUCACACAAAUCUCUCGUUUGAUUCUCUUAUUAAUUUUAUUUUUAAAAUUUGAUUUAAUUAUGGACAGCACCAAGAACAAUGGAGAAAAGCAAGAACAGAAGCUGAGGUGUUUUUAUUUACGAAAAUUUGUUUGAUAUUUACCGAUUUAAAUUUAUUUUCUAAUUAUUAUAUAUUAAGAACAAGAGGGGUUUAUGUGCAAUUUCUAAUUAUUAUAUAUUGAGUUUGUAAGGACUUAUAAAUAUAACAUUAGCAUAGAGGGGUUUAUGUGCAAUUUCUACUUAAAACUUAAUAUUUUACAUAUUAUGCUGUA